GACGAGGCUGACAAUCAGAUUUACAUCAUGUCCUCUUUUUCAGGGUCCUCUUCAUCCUAUCACAUCUCAAUGCUCCACGAUACCCAACUCAAAAGGCAACGGCGCUUCUUCAAUUCCCUUUUGCAUACGACAUACAACCACAAAAUCAUACUGAAUCGACACAAUGGCACAGUUUGUCCCUCGGCAAAGUUUUGUCGUACCGAACUCGAUACCGAAAACGUACUAUAUUGGCCAUCAUGCCAAGGGCUUCAGCGAGAUGACAAAAAUGAAGAGCCAUAUCUCUCUUGCUCUCGAAUGCCGCGACGCUCGAAUCCCUUUCACAUCACACAAUCCCAAUCUAGAUCGCAUCAUAGGCGGUAACGAACGAAUCAUCAUCUACACAAAAUGCGAUUACGCAACAGACACACCAAAUCUCCAGAACACACUGCGCAAGAUUUACGGUGAUAAUAUCAUCUUCUGGGACAAGCACAGACCCUCUACGACAGAUAGGUUACUCAAAAUGAUCAAGAGAGCUGCUGUAGCGCAAGAUUCAAUACUCGGUUUGCGGGCCAUAGUUGUCGGAGUGCCCAAUGUCGGCAAGAGUUCAGUGCUCAACGCUCUACGGUUCCAAGGCAUACGGAGGAAAUCCCCCAAGGUAGCCAAGACUGGAGGUCAAGCAGGCGUGACGCGCAAAAUGGGCACAAAUGUGCGCAUCCUCGACCCAGAGUGGAAGAGUGAGGGCGUAGGCCUAAAUGGAGCAUUUCUGUUGGACACCCCCGGCGUCUUCCCGCCCUACGUUCGUGACGGCGAGGCUAUGCUCAAAUUUGCGCUCGUCCAGGGCAUAAAGGACGGGUUAAUACCAACCGAGAUACUGGUAGACUACCUCCUCUACCGGAUGAACCUCUUCAAGCCGACCUUGUAUAAGAGAUACUGCGAACCCACCAACGAUGUUCAUGAGUUCCUUACCGCCGUUGCUUUGAAAGACGGCCUAAUAAAGCUAAAAGGCGUUCCUGAUUUGCAAUCGGCUGCUACCAGAAUCCUACAUUUAUGGCGACAUGGGAAAAUGGGCAAGUUUGUGCUGGACGAUGUAUCUGACGAGGGAUCAGAGAAGCAUCAGCAGUCUAUAGACAACCCUCCUCUAAGUCUAAAUCAAGCAAAGAAACAGAAGAAACAGGCAAUUGCACAAGAGAAGGCAGGCGCCUAGCAUGCUCAGGAAUUCAUUUCCGUACCAUACGUUGUAUACUAGAGCAUAUUCCAUGUACACUAUUUAAGCCUAUUCUGCCAUCUCGUGCCAAACUUGAUUCGAGUUGUCCUCCUCCCCG
This is a messenger RNA of Fusarium odoratissimum NRRL 54006, 1301 nucleotides long. RefSeq lists its product as uncharacterized. Gene Ontology annotation, molecular function: GTP binding; GTPase activity. The transcript has a single exon. NCBI's taxonomy places the organism in Eukaryota, Fungi, Ascomycota, Sordariomycetes, Hypocreales, Nectriaceae. The coding region runs from base 164 to 1183 and encodes 339 amino acids. The record is from RefSeq and is a predicted model, not a curated record. Gene Ontology annotation, cellular component: mitochondrion.